AUGAUUGCAAAAAACGAAGAAAUCUAGAGGCAAAUUUUAAUCUAUUUGAUAGAAGAUUAAGCCGUUUCUCAAAAGAAAGCCUCUAAGCCCAAUAAAAGUGUAGCGCCCAUAGGAGAUAAAUAGGAAUUAAGCAACGAAGGAAAGCACAAUCCUCCAUCUUCUUUAAAUGCUGCUUUGAAUAAUUAGAAUAGCAAUCAAAUAGCUUAAAAUACCACUAAAAGUCUUUAUGAAGAGAGCAACAAUUCUGUAUAUUCAUUUACACCUUAGAUUCCUAACCAAAAGAAGAGCGAUGAAAUUAUUCAAGCAGAUUCUGACAAUAAAAAAAAGGAACAAGAAGGAAAUGAACCAUCAGAAAAGCCUUUAAAGGUGUUUCCACUAGAUACCAUUAAAUAUUCGCUUCAAUUAAUAGGAUUUAAAUACAAAGAUGCGAGUUAUUUCUGUGACAUUUUAAAGUAAUAUUAUAAGUAAAUAGUAUCUAUGCAAAGUAAUUAUUAGCCAAGCUUGCAAGAUGCUUUUGGAAAGUUUAAAAUGGCCAGAACGUAUAUGCUUUCAUCAUAGCUGUAUAAAGGAAUAGUAGAAUUUGCUUAAUCAAAUAAUUACAUUAAGCCUCAUAAAGAAAAUGCACCUGUAAAACUCAUUUAAUACUUUGAUAUGUGCAUGUAAAUCUUAUAGAAAAAAUAUCCUUUGAUUAUUUUACUUGGAGGAACUUCAGGGACAGGUAAAUCUACUUUAUCCAGUAUUCUUGCCUCCCGUUUUUAGAUUCCAACAGUAUUGAGUACUGAUAGCAUUAGGCAUAUAAUGAGAAAUUUUAUGGAGGAGUCUGAAGAACCCUUACUUUUUAGUAGUACAUACGAAGCGGGGAAAAUACUAAAGGAUGACACAAUUACCAAGGAAUCCAAGAAAACCAUACAGGGUUAUAAGAUCUAAUGCAAGUUAGUUUAAUAAAAGCUAGAAAAUGUUAUUAUGUAAUAUGCCAAAAAAAAUGAGCCAAUGAUCAUAGAAGGCGUUCACCUUACUCCUAGAUUUAUGUUUAGUAUGAUGAAAAAGUAUCCAUACGUCAUUCCAUUUACUAUCUGUAUUGAGAAGGAAUCUAAACAUCGACAAAGAUUUGCUGUACGCUCUAAAUAUAUGACUCUCGAUAAAAAGAAAAAUAAGUAUAUCUAGUAUAUUUCAAAUAUCAGAAUGAUCCAAGCAUGGUUCAUGGAAAAAUCUGAUGAGCAUCUUAUUCCAAAAAUAAAUAACGUAAACAUUGAUAAGAGCGUAAACAUCAUUCAUAGAGUAGUUACAACUUACAUGAGAAGUAUGAUUAAUGAUGACAUGUCUGUCAUUCCAGAUAAGAGUGUCAAUGCCCUAAAACUAUACAAAUCUUUUAAUAAAGUCAUUAAACCUCUCAUUAAUAAAUUCUCUGUCAGCUAAGAAGUUAAUAAAAAUAUAAUUAUGUAAAAGUUCCUCGAUGAUAUAAAUCAAGAAGAAAAUUAAAACAUUAAUAGUUAAAACGAUUAAAUUUAGGAUAAAGUUUCAAAUAGUUCUGUAUAAAAAGCUAAUUCAGUCAAUGGAAACAGUAAUGACAGUCCUACAAACGCAUUAAAUAGCAAUUAUUUAAAUAUAAACAAUGAAAGCAGCAAUCUCAAUACAAUCAGAAGUCACUAAAGCAGCGUUUGCUUAUCCGAUACAAAUCAAAUUUAAAUUACAAAAUCAAACUCUAUCUCACAACAAAAUAAUAGUAUCAAUAACUAAACUAAACCCAACCAAAUUAAUUCAUAAAAUAUAAGCAACUAAAGCAAUAUAAGUAUUACUAAUAAUAAUAAUAAUAAUAAUUUAAACAUCAUUAAUAAUAAUAAUAAUAAUAAUAAUAAUAUCACUAUAUAAAAUAUUAACAAUACUACUAACAAUAAUAACAGCAUAAAUAGCAACAAUAGCAAUAACAGUAACAGUAGCAAUGCCAUAAAUGGAUAAUAACAAACUAAUAGUAAUGGUAUAUCAACAGAAGGAAAAAAUCUUUAGAAUAAUUGCUAACCUGUAAUUUAAAUUUCAACUAUAGAAACAAUUUUUCCAAGCAGAAAAAUGUCUCCUUCUAUUGAUAUUUUAAAUAGCGAGUAACCUAUUAAUCAUUAAACAUAAAAUAAUGAAUAAACUUAAGAUUAGUUAAUCUUAUAGAAAAAUCUAUCACAAAAUUAGUCAGGUUAAACUGUUUAAACUAAUGGAGCUCAUAUCUCUAACAAAGAUUCUAAAAUGCUUUUAAGUCUUUUCUUAAAUGAUCUUGAAAAUAAUCACCCUAAAAGCUUUGUCCAAUAUACAAUAAAGAAAAUAGAAGAUAUUAGACAAACUGCUUUAAAAGAAUAUUAAAAUGGUUCACCAUUGAUCAGUUAUUAAGCACACCACGGACUCAACAUAAAUAAAAUUCAAUUAAAUUCCGAUCAAUCUUAAGAGAAAAAAUAAAACAUAAAUUAAGAAGCUACAAAUGAUCAAUCUAAUGUCUAAUAAACUUUGCAUAAAAACUAAAAUGUUGUAGGAGAUAUUUCUAAUGCAGUAAGCUCUUCUAUAGAUUAAAUAUAAUAAAAUUAAAUAAGUAAAUAAAAUGAUAUUUAAGAAGAUUAAAUUAGUUAGAAUUAAAACCAUGAUGUAAUUCAAAAAUAAGAAAAAGUAAAUCUAAAAAAUAUUUAAAAGGAAUUAGAGACUGCUAUCAAAAGUUUUGAAAUUCAAGUUAAUGGAUAAUAAAUUGAAAAUUUUAAAGAGCAAGGGCUUUAAAAAGAUAUUUAAACUGAAUAACCUUAAAGCUAAAGUAGCUCAAAUCUAGAUAAUAAGAUUGUAAUAAAUGAUACUAAAAAAUCUAAGAGAAAAAUUAAAGCUUAAAUUGACGAGAGAUCUAAUUUGGUCACAAUACAUUCUUCACAUAAUGAAGAACAAGUAAAUAAUGAGCAGUAAUCUGAAGGAGAUUCUCUAAGAAUGGGAGAAGACAAUUAUUAAUUUGACGCUCUAACAGAAGGAGAUGAAGAAAGUAAAAGUUUAUCAAACAGUGAGCAUAGCAAUUCAAUUGAUGAUGAAGAGGAAGAAGACUACCAUGAUAAUUUUGGUUAGUAAUCAGACGAAUCAAGUGAUCAAGACGAUGAGAAAAAAGAUGAUACAUAAGUAAAUGACAAUGAAGAUGACGAAGAAUAUGAAGAUUAUGAUCAAGAUGAUGAGACUCAGAAAAAAUAUUAAAGUGAAAAAGUCAAAAUAAAUAAUGCUUUUAAAUUUGAUGUGGUCCAAGAAUUAGAUCCUCAGUAGCUAGAAUCUCUAUCAUAUGAAGGUUACUAAAAUUAUAUAAAAGCUAUCAAGGAAAUAGUAGAGGCAACAGUCAACGAAGAAAAGUUGAAAGUUGAAUAGAUAUUAAAGUUAGAAAUAGCAAAAGGACAGUAAACUUAAAGGAAAAAGAUCCGUCACAGUAAAAGCUAAUUGUUUAACCAAGAAGAAGAUGUAAAAUCUAAAGCAAGUGAUUUAUAUAAAAAAAAGAGAUAGCGUUCAUACCGUCACGAUUAGCUGAUAAAUUUUUAAAAGAAAGACAGUGAAACAGGUACUCCUAUAAGUUAUAGCUAGCACCAUUCUCAUUAAAAUUUGAUGACAAACAGUGGAACAUUUACUAAAAAGAGAACAAAUAAAUCAAGAGGUUCGAGAAAAACCAUUUUAAGCUAAAUGAAUGUUUCAUCUACAACUAAAAUGAUAGAAAAGGAGGAAGUGAUGUCUCCAAACCCUAGUUAAGAAAAUAGGGCUAAGAGUUGUGAUCCUGAUAAAACAAUUAAUCCAUAAAGCUAAGUGAAAGAUAAAAAAGUAGUUUUAAUUAAAGAAAUACAAUAAAUUGUAGAAACAGAGAAUACUAAAUAAAGUGGAUAACAUGUUAUUUAGCAGUCUUGA
Messenger RNA from Tetrahymena thermophila SB210, 3891 nucleotides. RefSeq names its product AAA domain protein. NCBI's taxonomy places the organism in Eukaryota, Ciliophora, Oligohymenophorea, Hymenostomatida, Tetrahymenidae. The record is from RefSeq and is a predicted model, not a curated record. The transcript has 3 exons.